This is a messenger RNA of Physella acuta, 960 nucleotides long. RefSeq names its product craniofacial development protein 2-like. Gene Ontology annotation, molecular function: catalytic activity. NCBI's taxonomy places the organism in Eukaryota, Metazoa, Mollusca, Gastropoda, Physidae. The record is from RefSeq and is a predicted model, not a curated record.
AUGGGAGAGAAACCGAGGAUCGAGGCAGCUUUGCCUGAUAUGACGAGUCUAGAUGAAAGCCGCAAGGAAGUCUCUACUCCGAAACAGUCCUUAGUAACCCCCAAAAUUAUUACACGAAUAGGAGCUUGGAAUGUGCGUACCAUGUACGAAACUAGCAAAACAGCUCAAGUGGUCAAAGAAAUGUCAAGAUACAGGAUCAACAUCCUGGGUAUCAGCGAAAUGAGAUGGACAGACUCAGGCCUGACUACACUCGGAUCAGGAGAAACUAUAAUCUAUUCUGAGAGAUCUGAUAACCAACACCAGGAAGGAUUUGGUAUUAUAAUGGAUAAAAUAUCAAGGAAAAGUCUAAUAGGGUGGGAACCAAUCAAUUCUCGCAUUCUUAGAGCCAGAUUCUACUCAAGACAUGUAAAGAUUACCGUAAUACAGUGCUACGCCCAGACAGAACAAGCAAAGGAUGAAGACAAAGACAUGUUCUACCACACUCUACAAGAUCAAAUCGACAGGACUCCACAACAUGACAUUUUUGUGGUCAUGGGAGACAUGAAUGCAAAAAUAGGGGCCAGUAAUCAUGGAUACGAGCUCUGUAUGGGUAAGGAGGGGCUGGGAGAGGCAAACAAUAACGGCCAAAGAUUUAGAGAGAUUUGCCUAGAAAGUGGUCUGGUUAUAGGUGGCAGCUUAUUUCAGCACAAAGAAAUGCACAAAACCACAUGGAUAUCCCCAGAUAAGCGAAACAGCAAUCAAAUCGAUCACAUUGCUAUAAAUAAAAAGUGGAGAAGAUCCAUGAGGGAUGUAAAGGCAAUAAGAGGAGCUGAUGUGGGUAGCGACCAUAAUCUAGUCUUGUGCAAACUACAACACAAGCUUAGGAGAGUCGACAGGAAAGUAAACCACCAGCUAUUUGACUCAGCUAAACUAAAAGAUCCCACCAUUAAGGCAAACUUUGCAAUUGAACUAAAAAAAUAG